AUGGCAUAUAAUGGUACUUGGAAAAUAGACAGAAAUGAAAACUAUGAAAAGUUCAUGGAGGAGAUGGGUGUUAACAUAAUGAAAAGAAAGUUAGGAGCCCAUGAUAAUCUGAAGAUCACUAUUCAACAAGAUGGAAACAAAUUUACUAUCAAAGAAUCAAGCAACUUCCGUACUAUAGAUAUUGAAUUCACUCUGGGAGUCAAUUUUGAGUACAGUCUGGCUGAUGGGACUGAACUUACUGGCUCUUGGAACAUGGAAGGAAACAAACUUGUAGGAAUAUUUACUAGAAAAGAUAAUGGAAAAGAACUCAGAGCAUGCAGAGAAAUCGUAGGUGAUGAACUUGUUCAGACCUACCUAUAUGAAGGAGUUGAAGCCAAAAGAAUCUUCAAAAGGGGCUAA
This is a messenger RNA of Gymnogyps californianus (California condor), 399 nucleotides long. RefSeq names its product fatty acid binding protein 2 (gene FABP2). Gene Ontology annotation, cellular component: nucleus; cytosol. Gene Ontology annotation, molecular function: fatty acid binding. The transcript has 4 exons. The record is from RefSeq and is a predicted model, not a curated record. Gene Ontology annotation, biological process: fatty acid transport. NCBI's taxonomy places the organism in Eukaryota, Metazoa, Chordata, Aves, Accipitriformes, Cathartidae. Bases 1 to 399 code for a protein of 132 amino acids.